AUGCGGGUUUAUCGCGCGGGUGGGUUUGUCGCGAGUGUGGGGGGGUCGAAUGAGUUGCGUAUGCGGGAGUUUUGGGAGCUUUGUCGGGAGGUUGGGGUCGAGGUUGAUGUUGAGGGUGAUUGGGAUGGGGAUGGGGAUGGGAAGGGUCAGGAGGGAGAGAAGGAUGCGCAAGAGGGGGAGACAGAGCAACAGCAGCAGCAGCAGCAGCAGCAGCAGGAGCACGACUCUUCAGCUGCUCCUGUUGUUCAACAUGUGCCUGUUUCUGCGCCUGAACCUACACCAGAGACUGAGAUUCCCGCAUCUACGGAUCCCGUCAUAUCUCAACCCCCGGUGUCGGAACCAUCACAGCCUAUCCAGAGAUCUACGUCUGUGUCGACGCCGACAAGAUCAACGGCUCCGAACUCCCCACCUGCGUCUACGCAGCUUUCCCGUACUAGGCCCCAGGCUGAUCCUACUUCGCCGGCUAAUAGCCCAUGGCUAGAUCGUGCUAUUAUUUGCGUGAUUGUCGCGCUGGUGAUUUUGGUCCUUCGGCGGACAAUCGAUCCUGACGAUCUAUAG
Molecule: messenger RNA, 558 nt
Organism: Penicillium manginii
Lineage: Eukaryota; Fungi; Ascomycota; Eurotiomycetes; Eurotiales; Aspergillaceae
Product: Ubiquitin-conjugating enzyme
Exons: 1
Coding region: 1-558 (185 amino acids)
Source: RefSeq, a predicted model, not a curated record